GUCUAGUCCCCGUUUUCGAAUUUUUCAAGCGCAAAGAAAAGCCAGAGAGAGAACCUAAAAUCAAAAAAAAAUUCUUGAAUCUACAGAGAGGGAAGGGGGAGACAAAACCCACGACUCCUUGCCAGUAGAAUAAUCAAAAUCUAGCGUAAAGAAUCAAUCUUGAAGCUCAGGCAUCAUGCCUUCAGGUGCUAAGAAGCGAAAAGCUGCCAAGAAAAAGAAGGGAUUGCAAGUUCAAGGGGCGCCCCACCUACCCAACUCUACGCUUCUUCACUCCAAUGGGGAAGAGGAUUUGGAGCAUCACAAUGACAAGGACAGUGAUGGAGGGGAUGUUAGUUCCCCUGCAUCUCAAGAUAACCAUAACUUCCAUGAAUUAAUCGAUCGGGAGGAGGAAGAGGUUGACAAGAAGGAGGAUGGUUCACUUGAUCAGUCAUCAAUUCACGAGCACAAAUCUGAUGAGAUGACAAAUGGAGGUGGAGAAACGGAGAAGGGAAGUAUGGAAGAGGAGAGUGGUCUUCACGUUGAAGAGGUUGAUAAGCAGGAGGAUGGGUCGCUUGAUCAGUCAUCAAUUCACGAGCACAAAUCUGACGGGAUGACAAAUGGAGGUGAAGAAACGGAGAAAGGAACUAUAGAAGUGGAGAGUGCCCUUCACCUCGAAAGGGAAUUCAAGGUCGAGGAUAUAAGCAUUGAGUGCACUGAAGCCCCAAAAGAAUCUCUUGAAGGAGGCUUAUUCAGGAACUUGAGUAGCAGCAGCGACUCAGAAGAUGGAUCCACUGCUGCCCAUAAGACUAAAAUUGUCGUAGAUGACACUCCUGCUGUUGAUUUAGUGAAAGAAGUUGAUUCUUUAUCUGCUGGUAAAGUCAAUGAUGCAAUGUCUGAAAACAAAGUACAAGUUGAAAAGUGUGAUUUUGAUGGAUCGGGAUUGAAGGAAAACGAGGAUAAAAAAAUGGGCGUAGUUGAGGAGAAUGCUUCUGUAUCAGAAGGUGUAGUGAAAAUGGACUUGGUGAAAAUGGAGGAUGAAGCACACUUUGCGAUUCAAGUAAAUGGAGAGAAAGUAACUCAGUUACACGAUGUUCCCAAAGUUUGUGCUAGUAUUGGAGACGAGGGAGUAGGGGAAAAAGUGGGUGAAGCUAUUCAGAUAUCCCGUGAUAUUGAUGUGAAAGCAUCAGAACCAAGGGACUUUGCUACUAUGGAAAAGAGCGAUACGCUUACUCUAUCUUACAAUGCCCCCAUAAGCAUUGGAGAUGAUCCUGUUAAAGAUUCUGAGCUUUCUGAGUGCUCUUAUAAUCAGCAUCAAGCUGGUUCAGCUCUACGACCAGUGCAAACAACAUCUUUGAAGGGUUGCUGUGGCCUGUUUGAGUUGUUCACUGGAUCCAAUAGAUAACUUCAGGAGAGCAUGGAACGAGCUGAGUAUAUGUGCCAGAGAAGCAUGCAGGGAUUUGAUGGUUCGUGAUUCUUGUUGUUAAUGUCUAGAAUACUCGUGGAAGAAUAAAUAGUAAGGCAAUGUGUUAUAGAAACUAUUAUAGCCAGUUUAAGUAAUGUUACAGUGUUAUUUUCUUGAAAAGCAGCUUGGAACUACUUGCUUCUGUGCUGCUUUCUAGGUAUUUUGCAGCCAGUUAGCUUUCGAUUAAGAAUUUCGUGUUUAUUGGUGUGAUGUAUCUACAUGGAGUGAAUUUUUUGGUUGUUUGGAAGCUUGAAGUUGUAAACUUUUCUGUGUUUUUUGAAUAUAACCUUAGUACCAUUAUUAGAAGAAUGCUGAAUCA
Messenger RNA from Ipomoea nil (Japanese morning glory), 1760 nucleotides. RefSeq lists its product as uncharacterized. The record is from RefSeq and is a predicted model, not a curated record. The transcript is spliced from 4 exons. The coding region runs from base 176 to 1381 and encodes 401 amino acids. NCBI's taxonomy places the organism in Eukaryota, Viridiplantae, Streptophyta, Magnoliopsida, Solanales, Convolvulaceae.